This is a messenger RNA of Pseudoliparis swirei, 2058 nucleotides long. It is a transcript of the gene mrps31, whose product is annotated as mitochondrial ribosomal protein S31. Gene Ontology annotation, molecular function: structural constituent of ribosome. Lineage: Eukaryota; Metazoa; Chordata; Actinopteri; Perciformes; Liparidae. Gene Ontology annotation, cellular component: mitochondrial small ribosomal subunit. The transcript has 6 exons. The record is from RefSeq and is a predicted model, not a curated record. Bases 524 to 1801 code for a protein of 425 amino acids.
GAAAGUGUGCACGGCGCGACAUUCUUCAGUCAGUGUAUUUGAGUCCUGUGUGUUUCCAGCUAAAUGUGACAAAGCUGCAGUUCCUGUUUCAAGGUGAGUUUGUCUGUGAGUGGACUGGAUACAUGAAGCAUAAAGUAACAAGGUAACGUCAGCUACUCACUGAGCGGUCCUUUUGGGUGUGUUUGUGGUGAUGCAAAGUGUGUAUAGUGACAACAAUGCACAUUCGAGAUGGCUAGAACAUGUGUUGUUAACAUAAAAGCUGGGGACAGCUAAUGUUGGCUAUUGGCCUUCUAACCCUGCACGUAUGCGGUGGGACAUUGUGAUUGACCUUUAUUUGAGGGAUUAAGGUAAGUACUUUCUGCAAUUGGUAAUAAAGCCAACUCAGGGUUUUAUCAUCACAAAUAUCAUAUUAAUAAUAAAUCAAUUUUUUGGGGGACUGUAUUGCCCACCUCCACCUUUUGUAAUAAUAGUAUUGUAAUUAUUAUUAUUUAAGCUUCGAGGAUCCCAUCUGGGUCCGACCAAUAUGACUAUGAACUCUGUUUUCUUCUCUCAACAUAGGGUUGCAAAUGGUGGUGGAUUCAAAGCCCUCAGCACAAGUUCAGCGAGACUCUGUGAAAAGAACAACGAUGUUGACAAUUCUCUUCAAGUUGAGAAAACAAAUGCAGAUAAAGACACUGAGCCAACAGAAACUCCAACUGUGGUGACACAGAGAGUUGAAGAUGACAGCAACAUUAUCAAGAUGGCUGAACAUAGAGAGGAGGAGCCAGUGGUGAUAAAGACAGAUGAGGGAAGUACCACGCAGCAGCAGGUGGAUUUUAAAAUUGAGCAGGUCGUGGCAACGCCAAAACAAGUGAAGACUAAUGCAGCCAAGAGUGGGAAAGAGAGUCUCCUCGACCUUCUUGGAGCCAUGAAGGUCGAAGUAACUAAUAAGAGGAAGCUCAAAAAUAUAGUGAAGCCAAAUGAUGAGUCUACACCCAAGUCGAAGCCAGCAGCUAUGGAGAGCACUAUCAGCAUGUUUCAGAAGGCUACAGUGGAGGCUUCAUCACAGAAGGAGACACUGGAUCCUAAACUGGUUGCAGCUGCAUCUGCUGCCGCCUCCACUCUGCCUGACCGCAGCCAGGCUGAGUCUGAGCUGCUCAGGCAGCUGAGGCACCACGACACCAUCACCGAGGGCCAGAAGAAAGGGGACGUGAACAACCUUGGAGUAAUAAUCGCUGACAUGAAAGUGGGGAAGAAUCCCAACCGACAGAAUGCUCGGCCAGCCAAUCAGAUUCGUUUUGAUGACGACGGCCGAGGAUACACGCACGAUAGAGGAAUCACCGCUGAGCUGGACGGUGUUCGGAGGAGGAAGAACUUGUUCUCAGGAAAAAGACUUAACAUCUUCUCUCCGACUACUGAUGAAGCUGGAGUUGAUUCAACAGUCGCACGGCCAACCCUAUGGGACAUGGACUUUGCUAAUCAGUUGUCUCUGUGGACCAACCAAACACCCCGCAAUGGGCUUGAGGAAAUGAUCCAGUGGACCAAAGAGGGGAAAUUGUGGCAAUACCCAAUCAACAAUGAAGCUGGCCUGGAGGAGGAAGCCAGUGUCCCGUUCCAUGAGCAUAUCUUCUUAGAGAAACACUUGGAGGAGGGUUUUGCCCGUCAGGGACCAGUGCGUCACUUCAUGGAGCUCGUGGUGGCCGGUCUGUCCAGAAACCCCUUCCUGACCGUCCAACAGAAGAGGGAACACAUUUCCUGGUUCAGAGACUACUUCCACCAGAAAGAGGAAGUCCUCAAGGAGGCUGCUGUUUGCCUCGACUGAGCUAAAGACAAUUCCAUACGUUUUCAACAUUUGUUGAAUGUGGACACAUUAAACUAAGUCUACUCAGUGGGACUUUGCAUCAUGUCUACUCCUUCAGUUUAGAUAUCUUAACUCUUCCUGGUGGAGUGGACUGGCAUCAAUCUGUGUCCUGGCUGCACAACAUUGAACAGUAUGUCCCGUCUCUAUAAUGUUGAUCAGACUAACUGAUGAAAUGUUGCUUGUACAAAUAAUACAGAUGGUAUAAAACAACAAAAUUA